AUGGCGAGUAAAGUGCUCAAGAUGAAAUUGUGGGAGGAUGACCAAGGUGGCAAAUGGAAGAAGAACGUGCAGGAGAUCGAGGGCGAGGUGCUAUGCGUAUCCCAAUUCACCCUCUUGGCCAGCACAAAGAAAGGCAACAAACCCGACUUCCACAAAUCAGCACCGCCGACCAAAGGCAAAGAACUUUACGAUCACUUCAUAAGCAAUGUCCGGAAGCUCUACGCCGAAGAACGAGUCAAGGACGGCGUCUUCCAGGCCAUGAUGGAUGUGGGAUUGGUCAACGAUGGCCCGGUAGGUGUGGAUUUCAGCUGUAUAGAUGAAGCGGUAACGAUUGAGAUCGAGACGAAUCCGCCUGAAAUGAAGAAUCCUUCUGGCUUUCCUGACAAGCCUGAGUUUGGGGACACGUUCAAGGGCAAAGUACACAAGACGUUUGAGAUGCCUGCAUCGCUGCUCGAGUGA
Molecule: messenger RNA, 459 nt
Organism: Recurvomyces mirabilis
Lineage: Eukaryota; Fungi; Ascomycota; Dothideomycetes; Mycosphaerellales; Teratosphaeriaceae
Gene: DTD1
Product: D-tyrosyl-tRNA(Tyr) deacylase
Exons: 3
Coding region: 1-459 (152 amino acids)
Biological process (GO): tRNA metabolic process
Cellular component (GO): cytoplasm
Molecular function (GO): D-tyrosyl-tRNA(Tyr) deacylase activity
Source: RefSeq, a predicted model, not a curated record